Aspergillus glaucus CBS 516.65 is the source of this 375-nucleotide messenger RNA. RefSeq names its product 4a-hydroxytetrahydrobiopterin dehydratase. Lineage: Eukaryota; Fungi; Ascomycota; Eurotiomycetes; Eurotiales; Aspergillaceae. Bases 1 to 375 code for a protein of 124 amino acids. Gene Ontology annotation, biological process: tetrahydrobiopterin biosynthetic process. The transcript is spliced from 3 exons. The record is from RefSeq and is a predicted model, not a curated record. Gene Ontology annotation, molecular function: 4-alpha-hydroxytetrahydrobiopterin dehydratase activity.
AUGGCUUCGUCGACCGGUCAGCCGUCUACCAUUCGAUUUUCCGAAGGAGAAGAUACAGCACAGGUAACGGCAGGAUUGAACUCGCUACGACAACGCGGAUGGCAGCUGGACCAGGAUGGAAUGGGAGUGACCAAGACCUUUUAUUUCAAGGCGUACUUCAAGGCAGUGAGUUUUGUGAAUGUGAUUGCGGCUGAGAGUGCAGCCAAGAAACACCAUCCGACUAUCACCGUGAGGUUCGGCUCGGUCGAUGUACACUGGACGACGCAUAACCCGCGGGGCCUCUCUCAGAAGGAUGUGACCUUGGCAGAGCAUUGCGAGAACGGAGCAGAUUUGAUAGGCGCCGUGAAACAAAGCGAGGGGCAGAAGUGCUAUUGA